Adineta ricciae is the source of this 471-nucleotide messenger RNA. The record is from the annotation of a GenBank genome assembly. Lineage: Eukaryota; Metazoa; Rotifera; Eurotatoria; Adinetida; Adinetidae.
AUGAUAGGAGAAAAAUGGAGAGGACGAUUAGUAGCCGGUGGACAUGGUCAAGGAAAUCGACUUAAUCAAUUCAACAAUCCGUCUUUUAUCUUUGUUGACAAGGAACAAUCAAUCUAUGUUUCUGAUUGUGGAAACGAUCGUGUAAUGAAAUGGCGGAGUGACGCACAGAAAGGGAUUGUUGUCGCUGGUGGAAAUGGUAAAGGUGAUCAUUUGAACCAAUUGAAUUAUCCUGAAGGAGUAAUUGUUGAUAAAUUUGGCCAAAUUUAUGUUGUCGACUGUAAUAAUCACCGAAUAAUGCGUUGGUGUGAAGGAAAUGAGGAAGGUGAAAUAAUUAUUGGCGGAAAUGGAAAAAGAGACGAAAUGAAUCAAUUGGCUUUUCCUAAAGGUUUAGCCGUUGAUCUUCAAGGAAAUCUUUAUGUAGCUGACAGUGGAAAUCAUCGAAUCCAAAAAUAUGAUUUAAUUUGUGAAUAA